AUGAGAAAGAUUUGGCAUCAAAGAGACAUUCUAUUGCAGGCAGGGGGUGGAAGUCAGUUUGUAGUGGCAGGAAAGUUCAGAAUCCAUAAAGCUUACAAAUAUCUGCAUCACAGUGGUGUACAGGUGCCAUGGAAGAGAUUAGUUUGUAAUAGUAGGGCUAGCCCUAAGAGUACUUUUGUUAUGUGGUUAGCUAUCCAGAAUAGACUUGCUACCAAAGAUAGACUCAUCAAGUGGAAUAUUCUUGUUGUGAGUACUUGUGGCCUGUGUAACCAGCAAGAUGAGGAUAUUUCUCAUCUAUUUUUCUCCUACAAGUACUCUACUGAAGUGUGGGAGAUGGUGUUGCAAAACCUGGGGGUUCAGAGGAGUGUAUUACAGUGGCAAGAGGAGGUUAGUUGGGCAGUAAAGAAGAGUAGGAGCUCAAGGAAAUCUGAUGUCAGUUGUGCAAUGGCAUUCAUUGAGAGUGUUUAUGGGAUACGGCUGCAAAGAAAUUCUCAAAUUUUCUCUAGCAAAGUAGAGUCUCCUCUGGUUGUUGCUAACAGAAUCCUCUUCUGUGUAGCUUGUAGACAGUAG
This is a messenger RNA of Spinacia oleracea (spinach), 570 nucleotides long. RefSeq lists its product as uncharacterized. NCBI's taxonomy places the organism in Eukaryota, Viridiplantae, Streptophyta, Magnoliopsida, Caryophyllales, Amaranthaceae. The record is from RefSeq and is a predicted model, not a curated record. The coding region runs from base 1 to 570 and encodes 189 amino acids. The transcript has a single exon.